Triticum aestivum (bread wheat) is the source of this 1088-nucleotide messenger RNA. RefSeq names its product germin-like protein 1-4. Gene Ontology annotation, molecular function: manganese ion binding. Lineage: Eukaryota; Viridiplantae; Streptophyta; Magnoliopsida; Poales; Poaceae. The record is from RefSeq and is a predicted model, not a curated record. Bases 77 to 763 code for a protein of 228 amino acids. The transcript has 2 exons.
CUCUCACGAGCUAGAUAACUACCAGCCAGCUAGCCAUCGAGCCAAGUCCAAGGACCAAGCAGACUAACGACUAAUCAUGGCCAAGCUCUGCGCCGUCCUCCUCGCCGCCUGCGCCGCCCUCCUGGCGCUCGGUGCCGCGCCGUCGCUAGCCGGCGACCCCAACAUGCUCCAGGACGUCUGCGUCGCCGACUACAUAUCCCUUCAGGGCCCGCUGAGGGUGAACGGAUACCCGUGCAAGCGUGCGGAGAACGUGACGGCCGACGACUUCUUCUAUGGUGGGCUGGCGAGCGCGGCCGACGUGUACGGCGGCGGCAAUCCGAUGGGCUCCGUGGUGACCGCGGCGGACGUGGAGAGGCUCCCGGGGCUGAACACAUUGGGCGUCUCCAUGUCCCGCAUCGACUACGCGCCCUGGGGCGGCACGAACCCGCCUCACUCGCACCCGCGCGCCACCGAGAUCCUCUUCGUCGCCGAGGGAACCUUGCAGGUGGGCUUCGUCACGACCGCCGGCAGGCACAUCACCCGGGGCGUGCCCAAGGGCGGGGUCUUCGUGUUCCCGCGCGGCAUGAUGCACUACGAGAGCAGCGUCGGCGAGGCGCCCGCCGUGGCGAUCUCAGCGUUCGACAGCCAGCUCCCCGGCACGCAGAGGCUCGGCGAGGCGAUGUUCGGGGCGGCGCCGGGGGUACCGACGGACGUGCUGGCCCGGGCGCUGCAGACCGACGGCGGUGUGGUGGAGAACAUCAGGGCCAAGUUCCAGCCAAAGUAGGCCACGAGCACGUAGGUGCGCCGAGCGUAACACGCACAUUAAAGGCGUGUAAAAAAAAGCUUGCGUACGUGAUUUAGCGUGUGCUUCAUUUCGGCUCUUUGAUUGCACGGUAAAAGCCUGCGUACGUAAUAUUAUCACCACACGUCCUAUAUGUCUUCUCAUCUCGUCUGCCUUUUAGGUGAAAAGCGUCUUGUUAUUUUGUUCGUUGUUGAGCUGUAUGCAGGUAUCGAUGGUUUUUCGUAUGACGUCUUAAGUUUUAUUGCAAUAUGUUCGCACACGUGUAAUUGUAAUAAAUAAAUGCGUCCACGGGUGUUCAGUAACUCAG